Molecule: messenger RNA, 1405 nt
Organism: Hydractinia symbiolongicarpus
Lineage: Eukaryota; Metazoa; Cnidaria; Hydrozoa; Anthoathecata; Hydractiniidae
Product: coiled-coil domain-containing protein 97-like
Exons: 2
Coding region: 36-914 (292 amino acids)
Source: RefSeq, a predicted model, not a curated record
GUUCUGUUAAAUCAAUAUAAAAUGGUAGGCAAAGCAUGGCGGAAUCUGUAGCAUGUGCAAAUAAAAUACCUGAACAACAGGACAAAGUAGAAAAACGACAAACACAACAGCAUUUUCAAGAAAAUUCCAUGUUUUUGCGCAUAGCUAAUACUGAUGUAGUGGUAAAAAGCCAACAACUGGGAGAAAGAGACCUAACAGUGGACGAAAAAGUUCAAAUUUUAAAGGACUUGUAUUAUAAAAAUAAAACAAUCUUUAUUUAUAAGUUUGGCCACCUCUUGUUAGCAGAAGAUUUAAUUUGUUUUAAUGAUCCCAACAAUUACGAGUUAAAUUUUUACACUGAAAAAGUUAAAGCAUCUCUCAAUCCUGUAACUAGGGAUCGCAUUAUUAGAAAUCGACGCUAUAAUUAUCUUCAAAAUGUUCUAAAAAAUACUGAUUACUUUGCAGACAAUGAGCUUGAGAGUAGAGAUCCUCUUCUUUACCGUCAGUACAUAGAUCAACACAAAACAGAUGAAGAAAGAAUGAAAGAAAAGGAUGAAUCCUUGCAGACAAAAACCUUUUCUCAAUUUUUGUUUGGAACAAUAGAUCGUGAUAUCAAUAACUUUCGAUGCGAGCUAGAAGUUGAGGCACAAAAUAAGGAGGAAGAAGAAGAUGAUGAAGAUGAUAAUAAUAGUAGUAGUAAAACAGAAAAGGAUAAAGAAUUUGAAAAAUAUUUGGAUGAUAAAGUACCAAUUACAAACGAAGAAAAAGAAAGACUUCAUAGAGAAUUUUCUGAACUAAUGCAGAACAGAUUUCUUGAUGGAAAAGAUGACUUUGAUUACUCAGAAAUUGAUAAUAACGAAAAUUAUGACAAUAUCAGGGACCAAGAUUUCGAAGAUAGUUAUUUUGAUGAAGAGGAACCUGCAGAUUGUGACUAACAAGAUAAAUCACAUCCAAUUUUUCUUUAUUAUAACUGCAAGAAUCACUGUGAUUUUUUCUCAAACUUGUUUGAGGGAACCUUCAAGUGUGAUUAAGCUAUAAAUCAGCUGUUAGUCUGCAAUGUGUUAAGGCGUGAACCAACCUUCUUUUAAACUUGAAAUUAAAAUAUAGUUUGCAUGUUGUAUUGGAGCAUACAUUCACAAAACAAAUAUAAAUUGCCAAAGGAAAAGACAACUGCAUUAGAAACACUGUGACAACAUCUGUAAGGGUAACACCUUGGACCAAAAUGAAAAUAAUCUUCAAAAACUCGGUCAACCUGCUUCAAAGCCAAUAAGUUGAUGACUUUAAAAAACUAUUAAAUCCCAGUAUCUUCUAACCAUUUCUAAAAAGAACAUGAUUAUUUAUGUUUUUGAUCAGUGUUUAAAGCUUAACUUAAAUUUAUUUUGUAUGUUGAUUGCAUAAAGUUGUCAUUGAUGAUGUCAUCAAAAUA